AACAAACUUUCAACCCCAUUUCUUCUCAACUCUCUCUCUCGCUUCUCUCACUCCACAAACUGCGAAAGAAUGGACACCGACGAUAAUGGAGUGAACAGAAAGAGAAAGCACGACUUCUUAACCCUGACUCUCGCCGCCGCGGCCGGUACCUCACCGCCACCGCCGCCGCCGCAGCAACAGCAACAGCAGCAGCCACGAAUCAUGAUGCCCCCGUCGGAGACGCCGCCCACCCUCUACCAGCGCCGGCGACCGAGGCGGAAGCCCUCCCGGAUGCCGGCGGCGGGGAAGAGCGCGACAAUUCCGCCGCCGUAUCCGUGGGCGGACGAGGGGCGCGCGACGGUGCGCAGCCUGAGCUACCUCCGCGAGAACGGGAUCACGGCGAUCCACGGCGACGUGCAGUGCAGGAAGUGCGAGCAGAAGUUCAUGAUGGAAUUCGAUCUGGAGCAGAAAUUCGGCGAGAUCUCGACGUACGUGGCGGAGAAGAAAGCCGGGAUGCGGCAUCGGGCCCCCAAUAUGUGGAGGAAUCCGGCCCUCCCGAGAUGCGGCUUCUGCAAUCACGAAGGCAGCGUCAAGCCCGUCAUUUCCGACAAGAAGAGGAGCAUUAAUUGGCUCUUUCUGUUUCUCGGCCAAAUGCUCGGCUGCUGCACUCUCGAACAGCUCAAAUAUUUCUGCAAACACACCAAGAAUCAUCGCACCGGCGCCAAAGAUCGGGUUCUCUUCCUCGCUUAUUUGGGCUUAUGCAGGCAGCUUGAUCCAAACGGGCCCUUCGAUGUCUGAUUCUAUUUCACCUAAAUAUCUAUAAUUCAUUAGGGUUUCCUCUUUUCCCCCGUUUUCUUGCUCUCAUUAUAUUAUGUAUUUCUUCUUGUUAAGGCUAGGGCUCAUGCAUGGCUACCUAGGGUUUUGAUCUAGCUUGUAUGAGAUUCACUCAAGAAUUUCAAUUCCUUUAUCAUAUAGCAUAUCCGUAUAUUGAAUA
Salvia miltiorrhiza (redroot sage) is the source of this 973-nucleotide messenger RNA. RefSeq lists its product as uncharacterized. NCBI's taxonomy places the organism in Eukaryota, Viridiplantae, Streptophyta, Magnoliopsida, Lamiales, Lamiaceae. The record is from RefSeq and is a predicted model, not a curated record. Bases 70 to 777 code for a protein of 235 amino acids. The transcript has a single exon.